ACUUCUAAUUAACAUGAUUUCAGACCCGCAGUGUUGACGGGGUGUGUUGCAUUUUAGCGCAUUUGCCAGCAAACAUGUUAAAAUACAUUUGUGUCCUGUCUACAGGUAACAAGUUAGGACAAGUUUCCGAAAGUUUCAACAUUUAACUGGAAUUAAAAGUGCUGAUUGCUGUACUUUUACCCUGGCUGGGCCUGGGCGUCACAGAUGGGUUUUCUGGGGCUCUGAGAGCAGCUGUGAGGCACACACUCAGUAUCGGCAAACACUGCAUCACAGGUGAGCAGCUGUAGCUGGAAGGCGGUGGCUCCGUGGGUUUGCUGGGCAGCACCAUCCUGACUUUCCAUCAGCCCUAUCUCAGCCCUCCCACUUCCCGACAGAAGAGCAUGAAACCAAUCUUGGGCAAAGCAUUCUGCAAGAAGUCACGUGUGGAAGCGCUGCUGACAAGCCAACUUUGGGGGUGCAGCGUGCCACUGGAGAUCAGGCAGUGGGAUAGGGUGAGACAUCGCCUUUGUUAUGGCAAUGGGAGGGAAACCCAGAGCUGCCCUUUCUCGUUCACUUUUGGGCAUCUCAGAGCUGCCCCUCAAUUGAUGCUCUUAGAAAUGUUACCACAGCACGCAAGGGAUAUAACUACUUGCUGACACAGCUCUUGUUCUAGAUGCCAAAAUACACUUAUAGUGGAGUCAUUAUUUUUUUUUCAUACGCUAAACCUCUGUAAGCACCUGGUACAUCAUUGGUCCUGUCAGAGAAACAGUGCAAGAUGGUCACUGUGGGUCCCUUCCAACACAGGACAUUCUAUGAUUCUAUUAUCUUUGUGUGUGGAAGCUGCUGCAGCACAAUGGUGCGUUGCACACUCAUAUCUCAUUAGUCCUGCAGUACAUCAAUCAAGGUGGGGGGUUGGUGGGGUUUUUUGUUUGUUUGUAUCUUUUUUUUCCCCCUUUCUUUUUUUUCCCUUUGGAAGGAGAUGAAAAGAUCAAGAACUUAAGUGAAGUGCAAGAUUAAGAAUGAGGAAUCUCCCCUGCAGGGUAUCUGUUCUUGCUGGCGUCCUAAAGGUGUGGUGUGACAGCGAGCAGCCCAGUGGCUGCUGGGCCAUAGGCCAGCCACAGGGUUACAUCUGGUGGUGGCACCUCUCAUCAAGGGGUCCCUGUUAGAACAGAGCUGUCCAGGUUGCGAUGCACUGGGACUGACAGACAGUCUGCAGGUAUUCCAGGCUUCUUGUUUGUCUGCUCUGGAGAACAACUUGAGGAUCUGAGAGUCCAGAAUAAUAUCAAACAAAAACUUUUCCUUCUCUUUUUUUCUUUAUUCCAAAGUUGUAAAACAGAAAUGGUUGAAAACCACACCGAGUUUGCAAAGCAUGUGCUGCCAAAACUCCCACAGCUGCUCUGUGCAGUCUUUCAGUGCCACCGCUCUGAGAUCCACGCAUUGCUACAGCAGAAAGGGAACUCGUAGAUGCCCACGCAGGUGAAAUCCCGGUGCAGGUGGACGGACGGAUGGCUUCUAGUGGCGGCUGUGAGGUCCUGGCACCUUAAAGGAGGUGAUCUCCGUGAGCUGGUAUCUCGACUAGCGUGAAAAAGACAAAAUAUUUUAAAAAGAAGAAGAAUCACGAUCCAAACGAAGAGGGAGCAGACCAAGCCCCGAGCUCGGAGUUCCCUCGGGAAGUGGUUCAUGAAGAUCUCCGCCUCUCCGUCGCGCAAACGCCCGCCGAGUAACCGCGGUGCCCCGGCCGCCUUCCCCAAGCGGGCGUGUCCGGGCGGGGGGCGAGGGGGGGGUUCCGGCCACCGCUGCGACCCUGCUCCCACCCGCCGCGGGGCCGCAGGUGACGCCGCCCGCGGGAGGCGGCUGCGGACCGCAGCACGGAAAGCGCCCCAGCACCGGGGGAGCCCCGGGGCGCGGCGGCCCCUCCGCCCCUCCCGCCCCGCCCCACGGAGGGCGCGGGCACGCGUGGGCGCCCCGCGGGGGCCGCUCGUCUCUGCUCGGCCGAGACAAAGGGAGCGGCUGGCAGCGGUGGGGCCGGGCGGGGGGCGAUGCGUAAUGGCAGAUGCUUCCUUUUGCCCGAAUAAAAAAAAUACAAAAACUCACAAUAAAAAGAAAAAAAAAAAUACCCCCAGCCCCCAAUAUUCCCUGGACCGAUUCCCUGCAAAUCACUGCUUCGGGGACGCAGCGGUCACACAAAGCCCCUCGGCACCGGGCGAUCAGCAGGGGGAGGGAGGUGGGCGGCGUGGCCGGGCGUCCCCGCUUCGCAGCCCUUCGUUAUGGGAAUCGCUUCUCCCUCCGCGCUUAUAAGCAGCGGGCGUGCGGGGUGCGAUGAGCCGCGCGUUGGGGAAGGGCCGUUCUGACGCUGUGC
Messenger RNA from Coturnix japonica (Japanese quail), 2338 nucleotides. NCBI's taxonomy places the organism in Eukaryota, Metazoa, Chordata, Aves, Galliformes, Phasianidae. The record is from RefSeq and is a predicted model, not a curated record.